Messenger RNA from Alligator mississippiensis (American alligator), 5715 nucleotides. It is a transcript of the gene RALYL, whose product is annotated as RALY RNA binding protein like. The record is from RefSeq and is a predicted model, not a curated record. The transcript has 10 exons. Lineage: Eukaryota; Metazoa; Chordata; Crocodylia; Alligatoridae. Gene Ontology annotation, cellular component: nucleus. Gene Ontology annotation, molecular function: RNA binding. The coding region runs from base 337 to 1224 and encodes 295 amino acids.
CGGUGGGGUUCACCCCUUCCCCCCCUGCCUGCGAGUCAGCCUGGCUGCCGCGCGUCACGUGCCCGCCGCCUGAGGCAGCGACCGGAGCGAGGGGAGGGGAAAAAAUAGAAAGAGGAGGAAAAAAAAAGAAAGAAAAAAAAAAAGAAAAAGCGCCUCAUUCCUUCCUCCACCGCCAUACUGUAUUUUGUAGUAACUCAUUUUUAUUCCUCCCUUUUACUCCCGCUCGUGGAAGGUUUUCCUGGAGAAUGAAGUGCGGUUUGGUUUCCUUGUCAACGGAAGAUGAAGUGAACAACUGAGCAUCUCCCCAGUGCAGGGUUAAAGCCAACUGAGUCAACCAUGACUGGCAAAACACAGACCAGCAAUGUCACCAAUAAGAAUGAUCCCAAGUCCAUCAACUCCAGAGUCUUCAUUGGCAAUCUGAACACAGCCAUUGUCAAAAAAGGUGACAUAGAAGCCAUUUUUGCAAAGUACGGAAAAAUAGUUGGCUGCUCAGUGCACAAAGGUUAUGCAUUUGUACAGUACAUGAGUGAGAGGCAUGCAAGGGCAGCAGUGGCAGGCGAGAAUGCCAGGAUCAUUGCGGGACAACCACUUGAUAUCAACAUGGCAGGAGAACCAAAACCCUACAGACCAAAACCUGGAAACAAGCGACCACUUUCAGCUCUCUACAGACUUGAAUCAAAGGAGCCUUUCCUGUCUGUUGGUGGUUAUGUCUUUGAUUAUGAUUACUACAGAGAUGAUUUCUACAAUCGGUUAUUUGAUUACCAUGGUCGUGUACCACCGCCUCCUCGUGCAGUGAUACCAUUGAAACGUCCUCGUGUGGCUGUCACGGCAACUCGCAGAGGGAAAGGAGUUUUUUCCAUGAAAGGGGGAUCACGAUCUACAUCUAGUGGGGCUUCCGCUUCAGGAUCCAAAUUGAAAUCAGAUGAGUUGCAAACAAUCAAGAAGGAAUUAACCCAAAUCAAAACAAAAAUUGAUUCCUUGUUAGGGAGACUGGAGAAGAUUGAAAAGCAGCAGAAAGCUGAAGCAGAAGCACAAAAGAAGCAAAUGGAAGAUAACGCUGAUCUUAUCCAAGAAGAAUGCAUAUCAGAGAAUGCAGAUAACUCUACAGAAGAACCAACUGAAGGAGGGCCAGAUGCAGAUGGAGAUGGAGAAGAGAUGACUGAUGGAAUAGAGGAGGAUUUUGAUGAGGAUGGCAGCAAUGAACUGUUUCUACAGAUCAAGUGAUGAGAUGUCAUGUGUGAUCCUUCUGGAGGCUGAGGAGAGAAACUCUGACUUCCCCUGAACACAGAGAAAAAUCUGAACUGCAGUUUCUUAUUAGCUAACAACACGUUUGAUCCAAUUUGUAUGAAACUCAAUUUACUUAUUAAAAUGGACAUUAUGGUUCAAAUAUUAGAAAUUCCAUUUCUUAUAUGUUCUAAGCUGUACAAUUGUCAGAUUUUUAUGGUUUAGAUUGUAAAUGUGUUUUUCUCUGGCUAUUAAUUGGUAUUAUUUUUUUAAUUUUGAUGUCUUAAAGGCCAGUGUACUGUAUGAUACUAAUAUGAAGGACAUAUUUAAGAGGUGUGGGAGACACUGUAUACAAAUGUAUAUUUGUAAAAGCUAUUUUUAUGAUUAGCAUGUUUUACUGUUUAUCAUAUCUAAAGUCAGGUGAUAUUGCACUUCUCUGUUUACAGCUUAAUUCAAACAAUAUCAUGUUAUGACCUGAGUUAUGAUCAAAUGUUGUAUUUUCAUUACUUGAUUUAUUAUAUUCGUAAUUUAAAAUAAUUAUGUUUAUGUGAAGGGAUACUGUUGAAGGAAAAAGUGAUAGUUCUGUCUAUUCAUGGACCAUUUCACUGUAACUGCUAAGACGUGCAAGUAUGUCAAAUAUUAGAUCAGUCUUUGAUAAACGGUAAAUUGGAUCCACUUGCUAAUCUCUUUUUCAGACAAACCCUCUGGGCGAUGCCAUAGAUUGGCACACUUGUUAUACAUGUAUCUGUUUAUAUCUCAAGACAGCUUGUUUUAAAUUAUGGAGAAGUUUGUGCCAAUGCAUGUCCCAUUAAAACUGUAUUCCAGAGAGGUAAAUAUUUUUGAUGUUACCAAUUUUUGAAAACUUCCAAAUUAGUUUUAAAAAUGUUUGUUUCACUUUCAGUCAAUAGAAUCUUUCCAUUCCUGAACCUUUCAAGCAGUCUCCAAAUGCUUGAAGUUGGAAUAAUUCAUUUUCACAAAGGCUGUAAGGGAAUUCAGUAUAUAAUUUCUUAAUAAACAAUAUUUCCUUCCAAACAACAUUGACGCAUUUUCAUUCAAAUAUGUUUUAAUACACUUAAGCUAUGUAAAGUGCGUAAGUGAUUGCUUAUUCUGUAAUAAAAGUGCUCCCUUGUCAUUCCUGAUGGUACAAAAAGAUAUCCACAUCUUUAUAUGAUACAGAUAAACAACAUUUUAUGUAGGAGAGGGAUGUCUGUCUAACAUAGGUCUCAUAGGGUGUCUAUACAUGAGCAGCAAGGCUGCUCCAUGCUGCAGUUACUGUGUCUUGUGUAUCAUCAUCCCUGCUCUUAAAAAAUAGCAAUAGGGGCACUUUAAGUAAAGCUCAUUCAAUGAACUUUAGUUAAAGCACCCCUGCCACCAUUUUUAAGCAUGGGGAUGCUGAUACAUGAGACUCUCCAGGUAUUAUAUUUAAAGUAGUUCUCGGAUCCACUCUAAUUAAAGCGCCCCCACACACACACAUGUACACACUUCUGAAGCACAUGUAUAAACACCCAUAUAGACAUUCACUUUCUCCUGGAAGAGUCACUACUCUCCAAAGAGAAACCACAAGCAUACAGAUGUUCAGGCUUUUUCUCCCAGAGUGAAAAUGGUUGCUCCAAGAGAAAAAUAACUUGUGAACAAGUAGCAUUAAAUCAAUCCUAGAAGAGUUUCUCUUGGAAGAGUGAAUGUCUAUACAUGUUGUACAUCUCAUAAGAAAGAAGGAAAGGCUUAACACUAAUCACAUAUAGAAGGACAGGAGAAAGAUGAGAAAUUAAGAACUUCAUCCAAGUAACUGAAGCUCAGACAUAAUUGAAUAAAAGUGGAUUAAAGAGGUGUGAUUUUAACUGAUAUGCACAUCCCUCAGUAUUGGAAGUUUAAUCCAGCAGUCACAAAAGGACCAUGUAUUCAGUUCUUUCCACCGCUGUCCAUAGGAUUUGAUCAAAAGUAUAUUGAAGCCAAUGAAAUACACUGCCAUUGUGUUUCAAUACACUUUGGAUUAGACCCAUUUGUUAGGUAAAUGAUGAUGACCUUACAAGAAAGAAAUGGUAGACAGAUGCAAAAGAUCCAUCCUGACUGACUUUAGGUACGGAGUAAUAUUCCUCAUCUAUUGGUUAGGGAAAGUAUACAUACAUGAGCCAUUUACUAUGCAGUAGACUAAUUAGCUGCGCAGUAAACAUCUCAGCAUCUACACAUGCAUCCCUAUUAGGCUGGAGUAAACUAAUUUACUCCACAGCAGGACAGUACUUGCAAAUGCAAGUACUGUCCUGCUGUGGAGUAAAAACUCUGCAGCAGUGUAUAUGUAGAUGCUGCCCUGGCAGACUGGGGCAUGAGGGUGCUUCAGGGAAGGGGCUGCCUGCUGGCUAACACCAUGCUGAAGCACCCUCAUGCACCAGCCAGCCCCUCUGCAGCACGUUGAGCCAUGGAGAGCAGCUCUGGGCUGACAGCCUGACCACUGCCUGCCCCACCCCCCCACCUCUGGGCCUCCUAUCAGCUAAGGUUGCUGCAUGUGUUUUGCUCCAUGCGUUGCUCCUGGCUCAAUGUGCUAUGCUCCCUGGUGCUUGUUCAAGAGGCAAUAAACUCCAAAAUGUAUUGCUUCACUUUAACUGCAUAUAAUAGACACACCUACAGUCUAUUAAUGCACAGGGAAUCUAUGCCAGUAGAAGAAUAUGCUUCUCAGUAAUACUGGGAUAAAUUCAGGGUUACUUCCCUGUAGUCGUUGGAGUUAUGCCAGCUCAAAUGAGAGUGGAAUUGAGAAAAAUAGCAUGAGUGAUUAUUACUUAUCAUAAGGGAUGUGUCAGGAGCUACUAUAGGUGACAAUCCCAGAAAACCAAAGCAGAAAUGUUACUAAUUGUAAUUUUAACCCAAGAAAACUCAUAAUAUGGCAAUCACUGAUAUAUUUUAAAGCUAUAUUUAUUCAUUCUUUGUUGUUAUUCAAGUUUACAAUAAUAUUGGUAGGAAAUAUAAUGUCAUUUAGUAUACACAAAUGUAAGUUAUGCCCAUUGUUUAGCUACAAAAAUAUAACAAUAAAUAUCAUUGUAUUUAGUUAAUAUUAAAAAAUAAUUCUAGUAAUUCGGUUAGGAGUAGAGAAGAGCUGGGGGGCAUUCUGAAAUCAUGAAGCUUAUGUGAUCUUAGUAGAUUGAUUAUGAUAAUUGUGCUAGUAGUUAAAUAUUGUUAUAGCUCCAUGUUAGAGAUCUGGUCUGAAUGAGCCAUCCCAACUCUGUUCCAGUGAACCGUACCGUACUGCGUUAGGUGUUUGCAGUAUUCCCUACCAUUCUACCAUCCCUAGAUAGUAUUUACAGGAAUGAUUUCACAGUCCCAACUGUCACUGCUGUUCUGCACUAUGAUUUUAUUCCUAGAAGUGUUUUUCAGGGCAGAGCAACAUCUAAGAUGAGACCUAGAGGUACUAUUCAUUUGCAAGCCAUGGAAUUGUUGCACUGUCUAAACUACUCUCCUAUCAAGCUUUCUUAAUAGCACAUAUGAUUGAAAUCACUGAAGAGAUGCUGGUAGUUUAAAUAGAACUUGAUGCUUCAUUGCCCUCCGUAUAUACAGUAGACUAUAUACAGUUUGCUAAUGUCACAAACACUUGGUUUCCUAGUUUCUUUUGCAUUACUCAUUUUUUGGCAAUACUGAAGAGCCAGUAAACAUAAAGGAACAAAUUCUCAUUUAUACUAAUGUUCCUUUGCACCCUCUGGCUGCUUAAAAAUAGGUGCAGAUGUAAUUUACAAUUGCUAUAAGGCAGCUUUAUACUCUGAUAUACUUCACAGGGGGCUAUUUUAAAUUAGAGUCAAGCCCGUAAUAUUCAGCUCGAAGGGUCAAUAUACCCAGAAAUGAACAGUGUCUCAAUCUGUCAUUUUUAAAUAUUUAUCUUAUAGACAUCACUGCAUAGUCAUAAAAAGAAGAUAUGUGUAGCUGUAUUUCUCUGGAGCCACUGUAACAUGCGGUGAUCAUUUAUGGUAACUGAAGGUGAGUGAGGUUAAAAUAUCUACUUCUGUUUUAAAGAUGGGAGUCAAAGUCAAUAUGACUACUAAAUAAUAAGCUUUUGUAGCUCACUUGUAUACAAUUCUAAAUCAAGAUACUAAACUAACUUAUUUUCUCCUUAGGCCUACAUCAUAAGGCUCUUUCACAGAUCUUGCUCUUUCAAUCUGUGCAGUUGCAUGAAUGGAAAAGAUUUCUUAACUAAGUUUUACAGCUUGCUCAAGAGGAAAAGAUUUUUACUUUUGUAAAUUCUUGUAUUAUGUACGGUUGUUGGUUUGGUUUGGGUUUUGUGUAUAAUUGCUCUUAGUUCUGGAAAUAAAAACCAAAUCAUUGUAUUAAAACUAUGUAGAUAGCUAUAACCUUGUAAGCAGUGGUAUUUUUUAAUAGGCAGUAUUGAAAGGUAAAGUUUAAACCAUUCAAAGUUUUGCCCAUGUAUACCUGUGUAAUGGUUCAUGAUGGCUUUCUUUAAAAUGAUGUAACAUAAUUUUUACAUGUCUGUAAAUAAAUAUUUUCUCUGAUUUA